AUGUUGUCGAGACAGGUCCUCCGCGCAGCCCGGUCUGCAGCUCCCCAGCGGGCGAUUGCCUCCCAGGCCCGGUUCUAUGCCGCUCCCGCCUCUGGCGCCAACGAGAACGUCAAGGCCCCCGUCGCCCUCUUCGGCCUCGAUGGCACCUAUGCCACUGCCCUCUACACGGCCGCCGUCAAGACGUCGUCCCUCGAGCCCACGGCCAAGGCCCUCGCCUCCCUCGGCGACAUCGUCAGCAAGGACGCCAAGCUCUCGACCAUCCUGUCGGCCCCGACCCUGACCGCCGACGACAAGUCGGCCAUCAUCGCCGAGCUGCAAAAGUCGGCCGGCGCCCAGGGCGAGACCGUCAAGAACUUCCUCGCCACGCUGGCCGAGAACAACCGCCUCGGCCUGCUCGAGGGCGUCUGCGCCAAGUUUGGCGAGCUCAUGAGCGCCUCGCGCGGCGAGGUCGAGAUGACUGUCACCAGCGCUCAGGCCCUCGACAACAAGACUCUGAACCGCCUCGAGACCGCUGUUGCCAAGUCCCCCUACGUCGGCCAGGGCAAGAAGCUCAAGGUCACCAACGAGGUCAACCCCGAGAUCCUGGGCGGCCUCGUCGUCAACAUUGGCGACCGGACGAUCGACCUCAGCGUCUCCUCCAAGCUCGCCAAGAUGAACAAGCUCCUCACGGACUCCCUGUAA
Molecule: messenger RNA, 681 nt
Organism: Thyridium curvatum
Lineage: Eukaryota; Fungi; Ascomycota; Sordariomycetes; Thyridiales; Thyridiaceae
Exons: 4
Coding region: 1-681 (226 amino acids)
Biological process (GO): proton motive force-driven mitochondrial ATP synthesis
Cellular component (GO): membrane
Molecular function (GO): proton-transporting ATP synthase activity, rotational mechanism
Source: RefSeq, a predicted model, not a curated record